Naegleria lovaniensis is the source of this 1548-nucleotide messenger RNA. RefSeq lists its product as uncharacterized. The transcript is spliced from 7 exons. Lineage: Eukaryota; Heterolobosea; Eutetramitea; Acrasida; Naegleriidae. The record is from RefSeq and is a predicted model, not a curated record. Bases 1 to 1548 code for a protein of 515 amino acids. Gene Ontology annotation, molecular function: beta-glucosidase activity. Gene Ontology annotation, biological process: carbohydrate metabolic process.
AUGUUGUUUCGUGAUACGAUGGAAUCGAGUGCAAUGGUUGGUGUAUUGCUUCUGAUCGGAAUCAGUACACUCCUUAUACUUGGAGAAAAUCAAGUGAUCAAGGCUUCACCAAAUAAAAGAUCUCUUGAUGAUUUGGUGUUUCCGAAGGAUUUUAGAUUUGGUGUUGCUACGGCAGCCUAUCAGAUUGAAGGUGCAUACAAUGAAGAUGGAAGAGGAAUGAGUAUUUGGGACAUUUGGAGUCACAUUCCUGGAAAAAUUUAUAUGAAUCAAACUGGUGACGUUGCUGACGAUCACUAUCACAAAGUGAGAGAAGAUGUUGAGAUGAUGAAGUCUUUGAGAGUGAAAAACUAUAGAAUGAGUAUCAGCUGGUCACGAGUCAUUCCAACAGGUCUCAUUAAAGACGGUAUCAAUCAAAAAGGAAUUGAUCACUAUGACAGGGAAAUUAACAUGUUGGUGAAUGCUGGUAUUAAUGUUGCCGUCACACUUUACCAUUGGGAUUUGCCUCAACAUUUACAAGAUUUGUAUGGAGGAUGGCUUAAUUCCAAUGAGGUUGUCGAGGCCUUUAGAGAUUAUGCUGAUUUAUGUUUUGCAAAAUUUGGAGAUCGUGUCAAGGAUUGGAUCACUUUCAACGAACCAUUUGUGACAUCUGUACAAGGUUAUGGCAAUGAAGGAAUGGCUCCGGGAAGUACCAACUCUUCCACAGUAAGCCCUUAUUUGGCAACCCAUUCUCAAUUGUUAUCACAUGCUGUUGCUGUCAAAGUAUACCGUGACAAGUAUCAAAAACAUCAAAAUGGAAGAAUUGGUAUUACAUUGAAUUCCAACUUUUAUUAUCCAUUAACUAACACUCAAGCAGACUAUGUUGCAUGUGAGAGAGCUCUUUUGUUCGGAUUUGGUUGGUUUGCUGAUCCAGUGUUCUUUGGAGACUAUCCCCAAGUGAUGAAAGACUUUGUUGAAGGAGGAAGAUUGCCUCAAUUCACACCUGAACAAAAGAAGUUAUUGAAAGGAUCUGUUGACUUUAUUGGCCUUAAUCACUACACGAGUAACUAUAUUGGAAAUAGAGACACUCCACUGCCUCCAGUUUAUCAAAGAACUUUCAACGAUGAUCAGAGAACCAUUGGUUCAAGCUACAAGAAUGGAGUACCUAUUGGACCACAAGCAGAUUCUGAUUGGCUCUAUGUCUAUGCUCCUGGAAUUCGUUCCAUUUUGAACUGGAUUCAACACAGAUAUCAACCCAAGAUGAUUUACGUGACUGAAAAUGGAGUGGAUGUUCCAAACGAAAGUGACAUGCCCAUUCAACAAGCAUUGAAUGAUACUUUCAGACAAAAUUACAUUCAUGAUUAUUUGGCUGAGGUUUCUAAGGCAGUCAUGCAAGAUGGUGUCAAUGUGAAAGCUUAUUAUGUUUGGAGUCUCAUGGAUAAUUUUGAAUGGGCCAAUGGAUAUAGAUGUCGUUUUGGUAUUGUGUAUGUCGAUUAUAAGAGUUCCAACCUCGAUCGUCACAUUAAGAACUCGGCCAAAUACUACAGUCAAGUCAUCAAACCUUAUCAAUAA